Molecule: messenger RNA, 6755 nt
Organism: Hemibagrus wyckioides
Lineage: Eukaryota; Metazoa; Chordata; Actinopteri; Siluriformes; Bagridae
Gene: igsf9b
Product: immunoglobulin superfamily, member 9b
Exons: 21
Coding region: 696-6380 (1894 amino acids)
Biological process (GO): cell-cell adhesion
Molecular function (GO): protein binding
Source: RefSeq, a predicted model, not a curated record
AGAAUGGAAGGGAGGGAGAGAGGUGAGGUGAGGAGGAGUAGCACAAAGUAGACGCUGUUCAUUUCAUUACACAUGGCUUUAUAUAUCCCCUGUACUAACUUUUAAGAGGCAGCUAUAUCGAUCUUUCCGCUCGUCGACCAGAGGAUUUUUCAGUGGGGCUUAAGUGAUUUUAUUCUACUGUAAAGUGAACAGAAAAGGGGAAGUUGAAGCUCGAGUGCGCGCGUCUGUAGCCUGUAGCGAAUUGCGUGUAGCAUUGCGCAUUUUGGACAACCUGUGGCAGCAGGUAACGUCCUGUGAAGGAAGCUCUAACUCACUGCGGUCAGAGUGUUUCGGAUUAUUCACGUGAAGUAAGCUUGAUUUCUUCUGGAUUUUUUUUUUUUUUUCAAAUUGGUCUACAGCAGCACCUUUUUAACUCCGCAUCUGAUAUUGGAGGACACUGGCGAUAAUGUAAAGCUCACAAAGAACAUAACCAACUCGUUUGCACGUGCAAGGUAAAGAAAACAUCUCUCUCUAUCUUCAGACAAAUAUUUUUACAUUGCACUGAAAAGUAUUCUGACCAGGACUAAGGACCCGGACAUAUUCGGAAGAAACUUCCCUUUUUGCAAGGAAAAGGAAAACUCUUCCAUGAAGUGAUGUCUUAAAGAAGGUACAGAGCUUCAGAAAUAUGUGAUGGUGUGUGAGUGAGUGUUAUUGCCAUGGGACAGAAGAAUCUCUGGCUUCUGUGUGUCAGACUUGCUUCCUUCUUGUAUCUUAUAAAUCCCUCAUUGAGUACUGAAACGGUGGUGAAAGGAAGAGUAGGGGGGACUGUAGAACUGGGCUGCACCCUCACCUCUACAUCGAAUGGGGUCAUGUCUCCGAAUCUAUUCCCUCUGCACGUGGUAGAGUGGGUGCGGCUGGGUUACAAUGUGCCCAUUCUUAUUAAAUUUGGAGACUACACACCACGAGUGCACCCAAAUUAUAAAGGUCGUGUGUCUCUGACACGAGGAGCAUCUCUUGUGGUUGAUGGCUUGACUCUAGAGGAUGAAGGCUGGUUUGAGUGUCGCAUACUUUUGUUGGACAGAACUUCUGAUGAGUUCAGAAAUGGCACAUGGACUUUUCUGUCAAUUACAGCUCCUCCAGUGUUUGUAAAGAUACCCCCUUCCAUUGUGGAGGUCCUUUCGGGGGAAUCACUCACACUUAGCUGUAGUGCACUUGGCAACCCAAAACCAACAGUCACCUGGAGAAAAGAAGACAACGCAGUGGAGGAAGAAGACAAAAUUCAGGUAAUCAAUGGAACCUUAUCUAUGGUCAAAGUUACCAGGGAAACAGCAGGAAUGUACAAGUGUCACGUCUCCAACUCUGAGGGAAACUUGACUCACGUUACUCAGCUCCAGGUUAAAGGUCCUCCAGUUAUUGUUAUUCCCCCUGAGGACACCAUCAUGAACAUGUCUCAGGAUGCAGUUCUGCAGUGCCAUGCCAAUGCGUACCCUUCAAAUCUCACAUACGAGUGGCAGAAAGAAGGACAUAAUGUCUAUAAUGUUGAAUCUUUGAGGUCUCGUGUAAAGAUCCUUGUGGAUGGUACUCUACUCAUUCCUGAGCUAAUCCCUGAAGACUCAGGAAACUACACCUGUAUUCCCUCCAAUGGAUUACUUACUCCACCCUCUGCUUCUGCCUACCUCAAAGUGAAAUAUCCUGCACGAGUGUUGCAGAUGCCCAGGGAGACUUACCUCCCUGCUGGUAUGGGUGGAACAAUUAUGUGCCCAGUUCAAGCUGAGCCUCCAAUGCUUUUUGUUAACUGGACCAAAGAUGGCGCCUCACUGGACCUACGCCAGUACCCAGGUUGGAUGAUAAACUCGGAAGGUUCCAUGUUUAUAGCCACAGUCAAUGAUAAUGCGGCAGGCAUGUAUACCUGCACUGCCUACAACAGCUAUGGGACUAUGGGUCAGUCUGAACCCACCAAAGUCAUUUUGAAGGAUCCCCCAUCAUUUCAGGUGUUCCCCAAGGUUGAGUACCUGCAGGAAGUUGGUAGAGAGCUGAUCAUUCCCUGCCAAGCCCAUGGUGACCCAGCACCUAAUAUUACCUGGACUAAGGUUGGAGGUACGCCUUACUCUCCAUUUACUGUUUUGUCCAGUGGUUCUCUGGUUCUGCAGCCGCUCACCAAAAACCAUCAAGGGGCAUGGGAGUGUCAUGCUACCAACUCUGUGGCAAAAGUCAGUAAAGGCACUAUGGUUCUAGUGUUAGGCACAAGCCCGCAUGCUGUGACUGCAGUAUCUAUAGAUCCAGGCAUCAACAAUGCCAGUGUAUCCUGGGAUCCUGGCUUUGAUGGAGGAUACACCCAGAGGUUCAGCAUCUGGGUGAAGCCCACUAAUAGAGGGAAACAUGAGUGGACCUCAAUCUCUGUCCCCUCAUCUGAAUCCAGCCUCCUUGUGACAGGUCUCCAGCCUGCCACCAGUUACCAGUUCAGCAUCUUACCCCAGAACAAGCUGGGUUCUGGCCCAUUCAGUGAGAUUAUCACCAUUAUGACACUAGCUCCUCCAACAGAUCCACCCACUGAAGUAACUGAUUUAGCAGCACUACUCGCUCCCACUUCACUGUCAGUCAAUUACACAGCAGUGGGUGUUCUGUUGCAAUGGCUGCCACCCCCUGCUCAGUCCCAACUGAUCACAGCUUUCAUGCUCCAGGCAAGACAGGAGAAGGGUGAAUGGGUUACAGUUGAUAGAGGAAUAAGUGUCAAUGCCACAGAAGUACUUGUCCAAGGACUGACAAGAGAUACCUGCUAUGAGCUGCGGCUGCUGUCACAUGGGGUUAGAUUGGUCAGUGAUCCCAGUGAAUCAGUUAAUAUCACUACUAAAGGUAUGGGGAUAUAUCCAGCCCCACCCAGCUUGUUGACUUUUGUUACUCAGCCCCUAAUGGCCGGAGUGAUUGCGGGAGGGUGCUUCCUAUUUGUGGCUAUCAUUCUUUCAGUGGUGACAGCAUGUGUUAUGAAUCAUAGGAGGGAACAGCACCUUAGAAAGAGACGAGAUGUUAUCUCUACUGCCUUACAGAAGACUCGAUCUCCACAAGCUAGCUUGCCUGAUGCCAGUCCCAACAGCAUACUGAAGAUGAAGUUAUGUCCUCCACUUAGCUUUUUUUCCAAUUCCUCUUUUUCUGACCAUUCAAAUCGCUCAUCCUUUGACAAGGGCAGCCAAAGUGAGUGUCAGGAUCAGAAGAAGCAACUUCUCCCCUCAUCAUCCCCACCACCAUGUUACACUCUCUUUGAGAGCCACCUCGGCGGCUCUCCAUCCUCAUUGUCUGUCAUUGAGUCUAUUUCUAGAGGACCGGAUGGGCGUUUCAUUGCCCAACCAUAUUUGGAGGAUUCUAAGGCAGUGCACAUUGAAGUAAAAAAACAAUUCCCUCAGUCCCCUGGACAAGGUAGUGGUGGAGGGAGCAAGAGUAGCUCUUUCCGAGACUCUCCUAAAUCCUGUUCUAAUAUGACAGAGAAGAGAGUGAUACAAGGUCCGCCAUCAAGAGCACAGGUCAGCCAUAGCAAAUGUCUAACACUGAUGAAAGAGCAAGAGGAGCUGAAAAGCUUCAUGACCAGCCACAGAGCACAAAAAUGUGAGAAGGAGCAGAGACAGACUAAGUCAGCAAGUCCUAUUAGAAGAUGGACAGGGGUUGAGAUGGAGGAACCCAUCUCGAAACCUCAAGACGUUCUUCUCCGGCAAAAAGCCCAGAGAACCAACAGCCUGACCCAGCGAGUUUCAGAAUAUCGGAGGGGUUGUUAUUUUGGCAGCACCAGCAGCCCAAUGGACAGGCUACUCACCUCCACAUCCCAAUGCAUUCAAUGGGACAUCAGCCCUGUGACCUCUCCUUCCAGUCAAGUCCCUGUUCUAAGCCUCUCAGAGGAGAAUACCUCUCACUGCAUGCUCCCAGACACACCACAUAGAGGUUUGAAGGGUGUAGAAGACUCCCCAGCAGACGACUUCUCACAUUCACCAGUUACACAGUAUACCUCCCUCUCAAUACUUUCCCACCAAAGGGACAGUCCUUCUUGCUGUGAGUCAGAUGUAAGUAAGGCACAGGCCAGAUGUCCAGAGAGAACAACAGAAAGGGAAGAGGAUAACUGGAGGCAGGAUAGGAAUAUAAAGACACAAGCAAUUGCCCCUAUGUCUACAUGCCCUGUCCCUUCCAGUUUUCAGCAUCUUGAGGCAUUUGAGAGAACAAAGUACCCUGCUACUGAAAGGGGAGAAGGAACCAGCCCUGAUAAACACUUCCCCAAACUCACAACUAACUUAAGCAACAAUUUUAAUGGUUGUUCUACCAUUACCUAUAAUAAUCAGAAGAGUGAUAGUGAGAACAUAAUAACAACUGCAGAUAAUCCCAGCUCCACAUCCUUGCAACCUGAAGAGAAGGAGGGUAUCAGGGCACGCUCUCGCAAGAGUGACAAGUGUGUCUUCAGUGUUAGUCCCAAUCACAUUUCUACUCUGCCCCUUUUUGAAAAUGAAGAUGAAAGUGAUCAGUCGAAUUCCUCAAUUAGAUCUGAAUUACUAAAAGCCAGAAUUGUGUCCCAACCUGACAGGAUGUCUCCUUUGCAACCAAGCACUAUUUUGGAGUAUUUGAGCCUGCCAGGCUUUGUUGAGAUGAGCGUAGAUGAACCUAUUGAGGAGUGUCAAAUGUCAGAAUCUACUUGGCUCAGCCCUGAACAAGCUGAUGGGACUCUCUUAAGAACUGAACCUGAUGUGGUUCCAAAGAACUGGGAGAAUCAAGGUGAUUACAACUUAGAGGAGAGUAAUGAUCAGCAAAGCAGACAUUUGGUGGACCUUAAAAUACCUGUCAUUUCUGUAGGUAGUUCCAUACCUGAAAAUGUAACUAGUUCUAAACCCUGUCUAGAGCUGGCAAAAGAAAAUACAAGUAUAAACCCAGGGUCCUCAGAGACAAAAUGUAUUUCAACACAGUGCUUAGCUUAUGGAAAUUGUCCACAGCCAUUGUUCUCUCACAAAAGCCUUGGUUCUGAUAAACCAACACGGUUGAGCCCAGCACAGCCUCCAGUGAGUACUAAAGUAAUCUAUAAUAUACCUUAUCAGUGUGAGAGUAGGGAAGAAUAUUUAUCAGAGCACACUCAGUGGUGUCAACCUCAGAAUAAGAGGACUAACCAAGUAAGUGCGCGGAUCUCUCAGGCUCCUGUGCCUUUUAUGAAGAAAUCAGUCAGCAUUGGUCCAUGUAGGAAUUUCUCAGAUAUGGGACAGCCUCGUCCAUACCUUAGGAAAUCUGUUAGUUUAGGCUCCCAGAAGUGGGACCAUCAUCAAAGCUCAAGGACAUAUGUCUCUAAUAACUGUUACAAAAGUGAGCUACCCAAUCUUAGUGAAGAUAAGUCUUACAACUUGGGUUGGACACCAGCCAAUUCUUAUUUGAGGUCUGGUCCCUCAUGGCAGGGGACAGAGCAUGCCAAAACUUACAGCAGUUAUGAGAGACCUUGCUACAGUGAGAGGCCAUACAUGACCCCUACAUCCCUCAUGCAUGCAUAUGGUCCAUCAGUCCUAGAUCCAGCAAAACUUGUAGAACCUUAUAGACAAGAGUCAGAUCCACGCCGACAAGCCACAGUCUUUCCAGAAUCUCUAAGGUGCCCACUGUCAUAUCAAGAGACUCUUAGGUUGGUCCAGCACAGGUAUGUCCCACAUGGUCCCCCUAGACCUAUUAGUGCACCCAGACUAGUUGCACGGUGGGACCAUCCUCGUCUUGUGGACUCCAGAAAGAGUUUUCAGAAGUCAUUCUUGCCUAGGGGUUACAGCUGGCCUUCACCCCACCAAGCAGCUUUUCCCUCGGGGAAGAUGCAGAGAGAAGUGUAUGGGGUGGUGGACAUGGGAGAGGGCAGGGACAGUACAGGAGACGGUGGACGUGCCAGUUAUGCCAGCCAGAGCAGUGGUAGGGGGAGUGUGGGGCCAUUUGGGCAACUCCGCCAGUCCCUUUCCAUCACUCCUACAUUAUUGAGCUCGCCUGAGACUACAGAGGAGUGUGAGAGGCACAAGAGAGAAUCAGACCUGCGAGAGCGAAGGUCAAAAAGUAGGAAUACAUCAGUAGAUGAGUGUUAUGAGUUUGAUGCUACUGAACGCCGAGUAGGCCUUGACCUCUUGGAGGCCUUGAAGAUGAAGCAGGAAGGCAUGAGGCAAGGGAGGGAGCUGAGGUUUGAUAGGCCCCUUACCAGCACUGGCCUCCGGGUUCUGCAGAAGAAAGGCCCAAACUCCUUCAUUAGUUUUCCUUCAGCCUCCCAGGGUCAACAAGAAUACAGUCAUUCACUUAGUGAAGCACGUUUCAAUGCCCUAAUGCAAGAGUUCCAGGAGUACCGCAGUGCCCAGGAAUCCUCCUCCCAAGACCCCUGCCCCAAUUCUGACUUUCACCAUGAGUCAGAGUCCGCCCUGCUUUGAAAGACCUACCUUGCUGUUAAUUUUGAACACCACUUUGUGACUACAGAUGUGCCUAUUAUGAAGCUAAUACUUUGUAGAUGAAAUAUGAGUUUGAUGCUACUGAAUGCCAAUACUUCCAGUGCCAAUUUCAGUAUUUAUGUUUUAAAUGUAAUGUUAUUUGGCUUAUCUGUGAAUGCUUUUGCUGAUCAUGAUUUUAGGAAUAACCUAAAUAUUCCUAAAUAUAACCAUAAAUAUUUAUCACCCAAAGGGAUUUUUUUAAUGAGAGACACUAAAUGUGCAUCAGUGUUUGAUAAGAUUUACUAGGAAAUUCUAAAAUUUGUAAAACAAAUUUAUGUUCUCAGGUGUUUUAUUCUUUUUGUAAUAUCAGGCGCUUGA